Messenger RNA from Acytostelium subglobosum LB1, 1191 nucleotides. RefSeq lists its product as hypothetical. Lineage: Eukaryota; Evosea; Eumycetozoa; Acytosteliales; Acytosteliaceae. Bases 1 to 1191 code for a protein of 396 amino acids. The record is from RefSeq and is a predicted model, not a curated record. Gene Ontology annotation, cellular component: plasma membrane; actin cytoskeleton. Gene Ontology annotation, molecular function: actin filament binding. The transcript has 2 exons. Gene Ontology annotation, biological process: actin filament bundle assembly.
AUGGCAACUAAAUCGUUUGGAUCGAAUGAGAGCUGUGUCGUCUGUCAAAAGACAGUGUUUGCCACUGAGCGUUUGGCUUCAGAUGAGCGUGUCUUCCACAAGGCUUGCUUCAGAUGCUCAACCUGUAACAAUAUAUUGAAGCUUGGAAACUACGCCUCGAUGCAGUCCAAGUCAUUCUGCAAGCCAUGCUUCAAGAAGCUGUUCUUCACCAAGGGCAAUUACAGCGAGGGUUUCGGUCAGUUGAAGCCACAGCACCAAUUCGACAUGAAGAGAGGCACACCAACCGUCACACACGUCACUCCACCACCUCCACCUGUCAACGCCUCUACACCAGUCCCAGAGGUCGUUGUCGCCCCAACCCCAGCCCCAGCUCCAGCUCCAGUUGCUGCUCCAACUCCAGCUCCAGCUCCAGCACCAGUUUCUGCCCCAGCACCAGCACCAGUUGCCGCUCCAACUCCAGCCCCAGCACCAGUUGCUGUUGCACCAAAGCCAGUUGUCGUUGCUGCCACACCAAAGCCAGUCGUCCAGGCUACACCAACACCAGCACCAGCAGCAUCAAAGCCAUUCAAUGUUGCCCUCAAGCCAGUCUCUCAGACAAAGCCAGUGGCUACCCCAACUACCACCACCACCACACCAGCGCCAAAGCCAGUCGCCACAACUGCCUCUGCACCAAAGUCAUUCGCCAAGCCAAUGACCACCACACCAGUGUCUCCAGACAGACCAUCCACCACCACACCAGCGCCAAAGCCAGCCACCACCACUGCUGCUGCACCCAAGUCGACCUAUGUCAACUUCCAAGCCUUCCGUGACUUCUCCAAGCCAUCCACCACCGCCAAGAUCUUCAUUUCCAAGUCUUCCUCCAAGUCUCAGGAGAACCUUGCACCAGCACCAGCCCCAGUUGCCGCUGCACCAGCUCCAGCCCCAGUUGCCGCUGCACCAGCACCAGCCCCAGUCGAGCCAGUCGUCGAGGCCACUCCAGAGCCAGUUGUCGAGCCAGUCGUCGAGCCAGUCGUCGAGCCAGUCGUCGAGCCAGUCGCCGAGACAAUCGAGCCAGUUGUUGACUCACCAGUCGAGCCAGAGGAGGAGUCCGAGGUUGUUGCUGAGUCCACUCAGGAGGAGCCAGAAGUUGAGCAACUCACCCAAGAGUUUGAGGAGAAGGUGAACGUUGUUGAGGAGCCAAUCCAAGCCUAA